CUGCGCCGUGCGCGCCGCCCGCAGUGCCCGUGUGCGCCGCCGUGCGCCUGGCCGGGGGCGUCUCGGGGUGCACCGGUGGCCGGGCUCCGGCGGCGGCAGCAGCGCAGCCUCAGGCUGGCUACCUCCGACGCCCCCGACGCCAUGGAGGAGUGGGAUGUGCCCCAGAUGAAGAAGGAGGUGGAGAGCCUCAAGUACCAACUGGCCUUCAAGAGGGAGAUGUCGUCCAAGACCAUCCCCGAGCUCCUCAAGUGGAUCGAGGACGGGAUCCCCAAGGACCCCUUCCUGAACCCGGACCUGAUGAAGAACAACCCUUGGGUGGAGAAGGCCAAGUGUACCAUCCUCUGAGCCUGACCCGCACUCUCUGUUAAGGUGUGACUUUAUAAAUAGACUUCUCCAGGAGUCUCUGCUCUGGUACAUCCC
This is a messenger RNA of Rattus rattus (black rat), 420 nucleotides long. RefSeq names its product G protein subunit gamma 13 (gene Gng13). Gene Ontology annotation, molecular function: G-protein beta-subunit binding. Gene Ontology annotation, biological process: phospholipase C-activating G protein-coupled receptor signaling pathway; sensory perception of taste. NCBI's taxonomy places the organism in Eukaryota, Metazoa, Chordata, Mammalia, Rodentia, Muridae. The coding region runs from base 142 to 345 and encodes 67 amino acids. The transcript is spliced from 3 exons. The record is from RefSeq and is a predicted model, not a curated record. Gene Ontology annotation, cellular component: heterotrimeric G-protein complex.